Messenger RNA from Zootoca vivipara (common lizard), 11334 nucleotides. It is a transcript of the gene ARHGAP1, whose product is annotated as Rho GTPase activating protein 1. NCBI's taxonomy places the organism in Eukaryota, Metazoa, Chordata, Lepidosauria, Squamata, Lacertidae. Gene Ontology annotation, cellular component: cytoplasm. Gene Ontology annotation, biological process: negative regulation of endocytic recycling; small GTPase-mediated signal transduction. Gene Ontology annotation, molecular function: GTPase activator activity. The record is from RefSeq and is a predicted model, not a curated record.
CCCCCCUUCCCUUGGUCCUUUCCUGGAGAUCUUUUUUGGUGCUGGGGAGGUGGAGGCGCCUACGCAGGGGAGGCUUUUUGGAGUGUGCGCGUGCGUGCAGGUGCUUAAAGGCGGCGGCGGCGGCGAGAUGAGAAACGUUCGGUUACAUAAAAUGAACUGAUUUUAGAACCCAAACCCUUGCCACCUGUGCACACUUUUUGGGGGGGGGAAUACAGUAUUUGCAGUUUGGGAAAUACUUGCAACUGAGUUAAGCAGGGGUAGUAAGGUCAAGGUGUGUGGGUUGCUUAAAAGCGAACAUAUAAAGACUUUCACGCAGCAAAAAUUGGUGCCAGAACUCCCCAUUUCUAUUGAAUGGGGCUUGUCACAGAGUAGUGUCGGGUGACUGCGCAUUGGCCCCCUGUCCGUUAUGCAGAAGGGUGCUCUAGUGAAUUGUGAUGUCUCCACUGCCAUCUGUAUGAAGCUGUUGGGUUCCAGUAGGGACCCCAUUUGUACCAUGGCGUUAAGCUGAUGGUACUCCUUUUCUCUGUUACACCAGAAUCAAGUGUGACUGUGCAAGCCCUGGGUGAGUAUUUGGUAUGCACAAGAAGUGGGGGUGAAUCCUGUUAAGACCAAGGCCCUGUAAGCAACUAGCUCUGUGUGUGGAUUUUGGGAGUUUGCUUUUUCUGGACCAGGGUUCUACUCCCUUUGCUGGAACUGGAAUGUCAUAUGGGGGUGCUCCUUGAUCAUUCUUUGUUUCUGGGGGUACAAGUGACCUCAGUGGCUAAGGGUUACUUCUGCCACCUUGUACUCUUGCACUAGCUGUGACUAUUCUUGGACCAGUGCAGCCAAGCUACAGUGAUCCAUGCAUUGGUAAGCUCAAGACUGCAUUAGGGUAGUUUGGUCCAUGUGGGACUGGGCCUUAAGGCUGGUUUGGAAGCUGCAGCAUGUAUGGUAACAUCCGUGUUGAGGGAAUUGUGCUGCUGAGCAAAGUUGAAGGUUUCAUUAUACCUACAUAUUCCUAAACUUAAGAAAAGGUUAUUUGAGAGAAUGCCUUCUCCCAUAUAGAUGUGUCUGUUCACUAAGAUCUUCAGAGAAGGCCCUAUCACUUAUGCUGUGGCCCACAGAGACUUAUCUCAUGCUAAGCUGGAAGAGGGCCUUCUCCUUUUUGGCCUCCAGCCUGUGAGAUGCACCUGCUGUGGUGAGCGUUCAUCUGCUGUUAAAAACACAGCUACCUUAUUUGAGGCUUCCCUGGCCUCUGAUACCAUGAUUUGAAUGGUUCCUGGUUCCUGUGUUUGUGUUAUGCUGCUUUUAGCGGACUAUUGUACUGUAUAUAGAAUUGCUUUGUUACAUUGAAUUAUUUUGUUGCACUCCAUCUUGAUAUUUUAAAGAGGUGGUAUGUACGUAACUAUUUUAAUUUAAACUUUCAAAGUUUCUGGAGCCCUUGGGGAGUUUGAGUCUGGUAAUUCUAAAUGUAUGCUUUGCUAGUUUGCAUAAAUCAUCUCACAGAAACUGCUUUAUCCUGCUUUUAUCAGGAUUCUUACACCAUGCUUCUGUGGUAAAUGUAAUCCCACAAAUACUUGAGGCUACUGCAUAAGGCUUUGUGGCCCAUCACAAGAUUGUCACUAGGGCUUUGUGGUUUACGUAUUUGAGCUGGAAAAAAGGGGGAGUUAUAUAGUUCUGUAAAGGAGAAAGAGUAGGAAGUAUGGGGUGUGGUAGGGGCUCAGUAAAACCAGAGGGGUGUGAUAGCACUUGUUUAAGGAGAAAUCAUUACUUAUUGUGUUUUGGUUCAUGCAUGUCCAUAAACAGAGCAUUGAACUAGGAUGGAGACUCUUAUAGGAUUAUUAUGUCUGACUUGUGAAGAGCAAUCUGGAGAAGGAAAUAUGACAGGAAUGCCCACUUUCAUGACAAUUUCUGCUUUGAGAUAAUGAGUGAAAGAAAUUAGAGGGAUUAUAUAGCUUGCUUGGAAGUCUUUGAUGUUCAGCUGUUCCUGCUGAACAAAAGCAGACAAAUUUAAAGUUCUUUGGUUUAAAUGAAAUGUUUGAGAUUAUUCUAUGGAUCUGUUUUCAUGUCCUUUGAGCUUGCAGUAAAAACCCUAAUGCAAAUAGACAGAAUUACCCUGGAAGUAGGGUAGGCAUGUGCGUUAAAAAUGUGGCACAAUUUCCCCCCACCCUGUGAUUGAAUUUGUGUAACAUUUCCAGAGUCUCAGUGUGAGCUCAGCAACUGGAAAAGGUUGGCUGAGGCAGGGUCUAAGUAGUCAGGUUUAUGAUCUGGCAGGAAAGGUGUGGUGUCUUUUUAGUUCUGUCACCUGACUUGGUUCUGGGCAUUCAGCAGAUUGCGUUGUUCAGUAAGUGUAUCCUGUUUGAUUUACCGGUAAGCUGGCAGCUUGAGGGAAGGGGGGAUCAGAGGAAGGGACUACCUUGGCUUAACUCUUCUGCUCCCUCCCCUUGAGGUUGACAACAGUGUUGGCUAGGACUGGUAAACAUAAUGGCUGCCUUUCUUUACCGUACUGAAAUAUGGAUAAAAUUAAGUAGAUUUCACAAUCAAUGCAACACUGGAGGCCCAAACAGCUGUAGUAGACAGUUCUAUAUUGAGUCAGCAGGGUUGUUGACAAUAUGAAAGAAAUAGGGUGUGCUGUUCCUAUGAGCUAUAAGGAGGAAUCUUAACUCACCAGCUGUUAAAACUAUAACUAGUUGAAAACCUCUUUUGCAGUUAAUGUCUUCAGAGAGAUUCCUUUUCCAGUUAUCAUUUAAGGAAAUUUGGUUUAUGGAAGUGUGGAACAAGUUGUUGUAACACUGCAUCUAUGGAAUAGUCUCCCUGUGGAGAUUUGCUGUACAGCAACACAUUAAUCAGGGUCAGAGUAGGUUUAAAUGGUAUUGUGACUAAUGUUUUUAAAAUGUUGUGAGGAAUGAAACAAGGUUGCAUUAUGGCUCCCACUCCUUUUAGCGUUUAUAUGAAUGAUUUGGUGCUAUAUUGAGCCAAUGCAAACGCCCCUCUCCAGUAAUUAGGAACAAUCUCAAUCUUGAUGUAUGCAGAUGAUUUAGUGCUCCUCUCUCAUUCCCGAUUGGGUCUCAAAAAACUCCUGAGUUCAGCAUACAAUAAAUUGGGAAACCUACCCAUAAAUUACUCUUAAGACCAAGAUUAUGCUUUUUGGCAAACACAGUCCUAGGCAGUGCUAUUUAGAGAAAGAGGUGCAGGAACUCACUAUGAACACCUCCCUUGUUCUUAUAAUGACAUUGAUGCCCACCUGAGAGGUGUGGGACUAAGUUCUGGUGAGGUCUGACUGACAAAAAAGCCCUGGUCCUAGGUAUAAAUUGUGCUUAGAUCAGAAAGCUAUAGAACAAACUUGCUCAUUUAGAUACCAUACCUGGGUCUACUCUUUAGUGAAACCAUCUUUUGGAAGUGCCAUAUGGAGGCAGUGAAAGCCAAAGCACAAAAAACCAUAGCAGCAUUGAUGAAGUCCUGUUAUAAUAAGGGAGAGAAACUGAUUGAACCUGCCAUAAAAAUAUUUGGUAACAAACCACUUAUUCAAAUCCUCUUUGUAGCAUUGAAAUAUGUGGCUCUGGUUCAAACUCCAUUAAAGUUUUGGAAAUUGUGCAGAAUGCUUCCCCCCCCCCAAAAGCUAUACUCUCUACCAACAGGAAUAUCAGCAGCUCAUCCUCAUAAAGAACCAAUUAAGGCAAGAGUGGAUAGUUAAAGUAUAUAUUUAAAAAUACUACUAUGCCUAUUGAGAGUUUUCCUGUACAGCUUGUCAAGAUGUUUUAGACCUUGAAUAAGUGUCAACUAAGGGAUUGACUCUGCUGGAUAGAAUCCAGAAAAGACUUUCAGCUAAUUAGAAAUACCAAAUUCUCUCCCCCCACCCCCUGGUAUCCACUCUUGAUUACUAUUUCAGCGAAGCAUAGAUUAGAUCUACUGCUAAAGAAUACAACAAAUGAAUGGCCAUGGUUUAUGAAACUUAAAGGUAAAGGUACCCCUGACCAUUAGGUCCAGUCGCGGACGACUCUGGGAUUGCGGUGCUUAUCUCGCUCCACCAACCAUAAUUUGGUGUUAUGAGAACGUGGUAUCAUUUUCAGGCAAAUGGAAAUAAUGGUUUUCCAGUUUGGAUGAAAUAGCAAGCCAGCUAAGUUUCAGUCCUGAUUUUCAGGAAUCAGUAAUGUACAAGGGGAGGAGAAUGUGCAAGUCAAAGACUCCUCAGGCAUUCUUACAUUCCUGAAUGUAAACCCAUGGUUGAAUAACCCAUUAAAGUUGUUCAGAUCUCAGUGAUGUUUGUCACAUGGGGCAAAAAUGAAGUAGAAACACAAAGUCUAUAUGGCAAGGCUGUGAAAUUUUCAACACAAUAUUCAGCAGUCAGAUUCAACCAUAAUCUACAGUCCUUUAACAUUUCAUGCCUCAGGAAUGGUGAGCCUGUGACCUUUCAGAAGUUGUUGGACUCUGAAAUAUACUCUGAGUCGAGAGUGAAUUUCAUGCUCUUUAUUCAGCUUGUAGUAGCAAAGGAGGAGAAGAGAAGAAUGGCUCUUUUCCCAAAACGUCUGCUUAUAUACAUUAUUUACACAAUGGGCCUUGCGAGAUUGGCUACUUCAGGGCUGCACCUGUAGGCCAAUCAGGUUGCAGAUUCACUUCUGCCAGCAGCCUGAUUGGCUGCUCCUGCAGGCGAAUCAGGUUGUGGAUUCACUUCUGCCAGCAGCCUGAUUGGCUGCUCCUGCAGGCCAAUCAGGUUGCUGAUUCACUUCUAACUGGAGCUGGAUUGGGUGGCUCCUGCGAACCAAUCAGACUGCUGCAUUUUGGAUCCUAUUGUUCUACCGGUAGGAUUCAGCUCAGUGCAUAACAGAGUCUAACCUUCAUCUUAUCCAGCUAGCAUUGCCUAUGAUCAGGGAUGAUAGGAACUGUAAUCCUACAGCCAAAGGGUCACAGGUUCACCAUUCCUAGAGCAUGGAAUGUUGAAGGACUUUAGAUUAUGGUUGAGUCUGAAUGCUGAAUAUUGUGAGUUGGUGGAGUCUUGCACAACUCUCUUUUAUUUUGCUGACUUUUGUAUAAAAGUGUUUAGAUUUAGACCAGUGUUAGCUACCACACUACCUGACACUAGGGAAAAUGAGAUUUCAAAAAAUAUUUUUGCUGUGUUUGCCUCCAAAUGGAGAACAGACUUAGCUGAAAGAUCCAGGUUAAGAGGAGUUAUUUCAUAAUAUGAUAGGAAGAAUUAAGAUAUGGUUAACUCUCUGCUAGAAGUGGGAUCAGUUUCCACUUAACACUCAAGUUUUUGAGGUGGUAUGAAUUUGUCUAUAGUGUUUGUUAUGUGGUGGUCAUUUCAGCAAGCUUCUCAGUCGAGUAAUACCAACCUUUUUUUUUUUGGACCUGUGGGUACACAUAAAUUGGAUAAAGUGUUGAGAGUGCCACACACCUCAUUCAAAUACACAUCACAUGUUCUGUUAACUACGAUCAGAGUCCUUUUUUUCAAGGUUAACUUUAGCAGGGUAAGGUGCUCCAGGGAAGGCUUCUGUAGGUGUAUGUGCACACCCAGGAACCACAUUGGUGAUCCUAGAUCCAUGUUCAGCAAGAUUCUUCUUUCUGUACAUGGGCUGUAAAAAUAAUAAAUUAUCCUGCUAAAAAGAAUAUCAGUAGCAUAUCUGCCUCAUAGAGCUCAUAACUUUUUCUUAAGUGCUUUGCUAGUGCAGAUCUGGCAAAAUUGUAGUCCCCCAACACUGUAAUAAUCCAGUUGCACACCACGAGUUGAGAAUAUUCAGAAUCCCUUGGUAUAAGAAAGCUUGGGGCUGUCUGCAUCCUGCUGCCAGGGUGGGUUUUUGGGGACAAUUUUAGAUAAUUGUGAGAGUAAGUUGCUGGAACUAGAGUUGCUUCAAAACGAAUGAGUCACGACAAAUGCUGGUUAGCGUUUCCAUAGAAACUGGGUAUAUUGCUAAGGGCAGAUGGUUGACUGCAACUUAAGCAUGGUUACAGCAUUAGCUAAUAGCUCAGAGGAGCAAAGUGUCUUGCUCUUUACCCCCACUGAGGUCAGGCAUCUCCUCCAGCCUCGAGAGACGAGCAAAUAAUAGCUGAGGCUGACUUUGCUGAUCUGCUGUGCCCUGAAUACUUCCUGAUCUGCCUUGAAGAUCAUCUGCCCAUAUAUGUCGUGUUUUGGCUGGUUACAGGAAUGCAAUUUGACUUGCUGCGCAAUAAGCUUACAGCCAUCUGGAAAAUAAGGACAAUGAAAUAAUUGUGUAAGCAUUGAUGGAGAAGUGAAGAGGUCUUGUGGAAAUCAGAGCUCCCUUCAACACUCAGAAUUUGGACAAACACUGGAGAGCAGUUAAAGCUUGGAAAACAUGGAGCAAUACCCAGAUCUACAGGAAGACCUGAGUUUGGAAGAUACCAAUGAAUCCCUAAAUCAGCUCAAAUUGGCCUCUCUAGAUGAUAAGAACUGGCCACCAGAUGAAGUGCCUGUUUUUCCUAAGACAGAUGACUUCAAGGGCUCCCCUGACCCUGUCACUCACUUACGAUGGGAUGACCCAUACUAUGACAUCGCUAGACACCAGAUUGUGGAAGUGGCAGGUGACGACAAGUAUGGGCGGAAAGUAAUUCUGUUCAGUGCCUGCCGGAUGCCUCCCAGCUAUCAGCUUGAUCAUGUGAAACUGCUGAGCUAUUUGAAGUAUACAUUGGACCAGUAUGUUGAGAGUGAUUACACCUUAGUCUAUCUGCACCAUGGCCUGACCAGUGAGAACAAACCAUCCCUGAGCUGGCUGCGGGAUGCCUACCGGGAAUUUGACCGCAAAUACAAGAAGAACAUCAAAGCAUUGUACAUUGUGCACCCAACGAUGUUCAUCAAGACACUGCUGAUUCUCUUCAAGCCCUUGAUCAGCUUUAAGUUUGGACGGAAGAUUUUCUAUGCAAACUACCUGAGUGACCUGGAGGAGCAUGUGAAACUGGAGCAGCUGGGGAUCCCAAGCCAGGUGCUAAAGUAUGAUGAAUAUCUGAGAUCCCUGCAGAAGCCCUCCCAAGUGCCUCAGAAAGUAACCCCACCACGCCCACCUCUGCCAAACCAACAGUUUGGAGUUUCUCUCCAGCACUUACGGGAGAAGAGCUUGGAUCAGAAUCCCAUUCCACUUGUCGUAAGGGAGACCAUUGCUUAUCUGCAGCAGCAUGCUCUUAACACAGAGGGGAUUUUCCGACGAUCAGCAAACACCCACACGGUGAGAGAAGUUCAGCAGAAAUAUAAUAUGGGGUUCCCUGUGGACUUUGUGCAAUAUGAGGACGUGCACCUGCCAGCUGUGAUUCUCAAGACCUUCUUACGGGAGCUGCCGGAGCCUCUCCUCACCUAUGGUCUCUACAAUGAUGUCGUCAGUUUCUACAGUGUAGAGGAAGAAAAGCGUGUGGAUAUUGUUCGCAAAACCCUCCAGAGUCUCCCAGAAGAAAAUUACCAAGUGCUGUGUUCACUGAUGUCCUUCCUUGUGCAGGUCUCUGCUAACAGCGACAUCAACAAGAUGACCAACACUAACCUGGCCGUUGUUUUUGGCCCAAACCUGCUGUGGGCCAAAGAUGCAGCCAUUACCCUCAAAGCCAUUAAUCCUAUCAAUAUGUUCAGCAAAUUCCUACUGGACAACCAGAGGGAGCUUUUCCAGAGCCUGGAGGCUUGAUUGAGAGCCUGUUUGUGCUGACACACCAUGUGUCCACUGUGACCACUUCCUUCCUUCCUUCCUUCCUUCCUUCCUUCCUUCCUUCCUUCCUUCCUUCCUUCCUUCCUUCCUUCCUUCCUUCCUUCCUUCCUUCCUUCCUUCCUUUUCUACUUCAUCUUGGAACUGUGGCCAAGCUUAGAAAAGCUUAAGGUGAUGAGUGGAGUGAAAGAGAAGAUGGUAUUGAGUGUGUGUGUGUGCACGUGCGCGUGAAAGAGAGGGAGAGGGAGAGGGAGAGGGAGAGAGAGAGAGAGAGAGAGAGAGAGAGAGAGAGAGAGAGAAGGGGUGCUCAAGUGAGCUGGGAAGCUGGCCUCCCCAUCUCUAGAAGUGGAGUGUCCAGAUUCCUCUUAAUUCCUUCAGUUCCUUUCCUUUCCCAAAUUGCUCCCAUCAAGUAGCUCUUCUUGUACCCCAGCAGAAUCCCUACCUCUUGGUGCCUGUGUGAUUUGGACUAAUACGUGUUGCUGCAGUGGCCCUUUGGCUGAGAGGAAUCUCUUUCUACUUCUCUUCUUUGGCUCACAUUGGUUCUCCACAUGCACCCAAGUCAGUUCUGAGCAUUCCCAUUUUGGAAGGCUGCGGCCACUACUGAGCACAACCAGCUUGCUACCCUUGAUGGAGAAGCUGACCCUUAGCCCUAUGGAAAACAUGGGGUAUAAAAGAAGAUUGCUCUGUCCUGGAAGUGCCCAUGUUUCUGAAUAGAGAGCUAUUUGUACAUUUCUUUCUUUUUUUCAAAUGAUAUUUAUUCAUUUGUACAUUUCAAGGAACUUUAGCGCUUGCAGUAGGUGCUGUUACAAUUUCCCUGCCAUGAUUUAAAGUUUAGUGCCCUCAGAUAUUGUGGAGCCUACUCUAUCUUUUUGUAAUGCCCUUCUGAAGAGUGUCUCUGCGAAACUGGCCUUGCCAUUAAGCUUUUCCAUUUUGGGGGGACGGGGACGGGGAUAGUGAUUUUGUGUGUGUUUUGCUCUCCCCCCUGCCAGACAGUAGGAGUCUUGCAGGGGGUGUCUGCUGUGGUGGUAUUAGCUCUCCAAAAUGCCAAAGGCCAGAUUAAAACACUGCCCAUUCCUGUAACUGAAGCACAGACAUCUGUGCCUCUGGUUGCUGCUGCCUUACCAUUGUGAUGAGAGCAUACUCAAGCAAAAGACGGAUCACUGGGGCCAAACUCAAGAACCUUAUGCAGAAACCUCCUUGCCCCAAUCUACUGGGCAAUCUUGUGCCAAAAUUAGGGGAAGGUGAGUUUUCUCAUUGAAGGCCUUUGUGUCCUUGUUGAGCUGAAAUAUAGUUGUUUUAAGAAUGCCAGAAUGGCUCUGAUGGACCCUUUGUUUCCUAGGCACAUGGAGAUAGGAAGCAUUGCUGCUCUUUUCUCUGACCUGAGAAAGGUUAUGCAGCCGUGCAGUAUGGAUAUUCCAUAGAUUCUUGCCUAUGUGAGUUGUUCCCCCUUUCAGAUCAGAAAGCUGAGUUAUUCUGAACUCUAAACUAGGCUCAGCUAUUGGCCAAAGCACAUAAGUUUUAAGCCAAAUGUGUUCUCUCAAAAAUAGCAGUUUUCUGCUGGGCCUGUAGAAGCUUUUGCUUUUUAAUACUAUUGUAAAAGUGCAUUUUCACAAUGUCUUACUGCCAACUGUCGUAAGGCUAUUUUGUCCACACCCAACCCAUUAGUUGGCCCUAUAAAAUAGCAAGCUUGGAGUUCACAGGAUUACAGAGAAGUUGGAGGUGCUUUUCUCCACCUUCCCAGAAUCUGGUGGCUUCCUGUCACAAGACAGUUAGAGGGAAGCUGGCAAGGUGUGUUUUGUAAAUGCACAAUAGGCUACUAUUUAAAACUGAAUAAAAGGAGGCCUGUGCUAUGGUUUUAAAGUGACAAAUGAUCAGUGAGUACUAAACUCUGCAUGUGAAUUAUCAGUGCCUGUAGCCCAGGCAGAUUGAGUGAAUUGGAUUCCACAUCUGUCACAGAUGGCUGGAAAUGGUGAACCGAAGUGCUUGACACUAUAUUAUGAGGGGCUGAUGAAUGUGUUGGUAAGAGUUCAUCAUCCUGUGUAAGGUAUCGUAUCAGUCAGCAUAUAGGAAGUGUUCAGUCUGAUAACUUAGUUAGAAUUUUGGAACAACACAGCAGUUGGGAACGUUGAUUUUUAUGUAUAGCUGAGGCAUGAGAGGCUUUCACCAAGAACACUAACAAGUGAACGGCUAUGGGAGGAGCAAGAUCCUCUUGCCUUCUAGUGUCUCUUGUAUAGAAUAGUUUAGCAUGGUUAACUUGCUCGCUCCUGUUCAAAGUUCCCAGGUUGGAAGGAGAAGCAGCUGGUUUCCAUGGAAAUCAUUGCCUCGGAAAUGGAAGGCCCAGGCACUUUAGGACACAAGGCUGCAGGUUCAGCCACUGCACUGUAACAUUAAUUCCUCAUCUUCUUUUAGGAUUAGGAGCAAGAUCAGGCCGGAGGAAGAAAGUGCUGUCAUAGCUGCCCAGUGACACUUUUAUGAAGUCCACAGAUUCCCAACUUAUGUGCGUGUGUGAUUUCCCCCACCCCCCAAACACAUUGCAAAUCUUUGUAUUACUAGCUACUGCACAGAGUUAAAAGUGCACUCCCAAAGUCCUGCAAGUAAGCCAGUGUAAAAUAGCUCUGUUGCUUUCCCUACUUUGCGGGAGCUUCCAGGACACCUGGAGUACAUACAUGGCAGCAAUGUCUGCUUUGCCUCAUUGCCCUCGCCCCUCACCAUUUUUUCCCCAUUUUCAAAUCUCUUACCAUUGUAGGUGAUUGGUGGAGCUGCAUGCUAGGCCUGACUGCACCCUACGAAUUAAGUUUGCAUCUUUGGCCAGUUAACUCUGAACUUCCUUCCCCUUCCCUUUUGUUGAUUGCUGCCAUGUGUGCUGUCUGAAUUAGGAUGGUAGGCAUCCAAGCAAGUGGUUGGAAUUACUAGAAGACCAGCAUCUCAAGGGGCCAAUUAUGUCAUUCCAUGCUCCUCUUGUAAUAGAGGCCAAGAGCUGGUUAGAUGGCCAUGGCUGCAUAUUGCAUUUUCUGUCCUUCUGCAAACUUCCAGUGCUACACCUGCUUGGCUGCCCCCUUGUCAUGUAGCUUCCAUGUUAGAUAUUGGCCACAAUGCUUCUGUGGGUGGAGCGCUCCAUCUCUAUUGUAUCCUUUGCUUGCCUAAUAAAGCCCAUCAGUGUCUUGGUACCCCCUGAAUACACUCUGUGCUCUCACCUCUAGCAGUCAGUCAUAUAUCUGUACUGAGAACAGCUUAUGGGUGGUGCUGCUUAUGCUGAAGCUAAUUGGAUGCCUUAUGGUAGGAGUGGGGAACCUGUGGUCUUCCAGAUGUUGGACUCCAGUGCCCAUUAGCCAUAGCCAGCCUGGCCAGUUUCCAGGGAUGAUGGGAAUUGUGAUCCAGCAACAUCUGGAAGGCCAAUGGUUUUCCACCUUUGCCUUAUGGCAAGUCUCUUUGCUGACUCAGAAGAGGUCUUUGAUGGCCAAGUGACCCCUAGUUGCGUGUUCUCCACUGGGGUCUGUAUGCAGUUUACAGCUUUGCUUUUUGUUGCUGUUAUCUUGCAUUUUUGUUCUCAUUGAUGUUUAUUGGGAGCAGGGCUGGGUUUAUUUUUAUUUUUACUGUGACAUUAAUUUUCACACCCAUGUUUAUUUCCUUCUAAUGGUACCAAUCUUGUAUUUCACAGUUUGCACUUUUUGUACUUCAAUAAAAACCCAAAGCCAAUACCAGUUUUGGUGUUUUUCUUCAA